Molecule: messenger RNA, 1074 nt
Organism: Onthophagus taurus
Lineage: Eukaryota; Metazoa; Arthropoda; Insecta; Coleoptera; Scarabaeidae
Gene: Coa8
Product: Cytochrome c oxidase assembly factor 8
Biological process (GO): intrinsic apoptotic signaling pathway
Cellular component (GO): mitochondrion
Source: RefSeq, a predicted model, not a curated record
UUAAUUUUAUAUCUCUAGUUUAAUGAGAGAAUUUACUGAUAAGGACUCUAAUAAGCCUUUAUAAUAAAAUCGAAGAGUUAUGUAAUAAGUAAUAAGAUAUAUAAUCGCUGAUAACUCUUAGAUUUUUGGGAUUGUCAAUAUUACAUCCCUCCUGUGAAUUAGUACUUAAAAAUAGCAAUAAUGUUUAGUAAAAGGUUAAUAAACCGGAAACCGAUCGUAAAUGUAAUAAAACUAUCUUGUAGUUCCGUUCACAGUUUAAAUACUAAACAUUCUAAUGUAAGAUCACCGGAAGCUGUGUUUUUAGAGAAAACUGCUGAAGUACCCAUAAUUUCUGUAACAGAAAAAGAAAAUGUUGACAUGAUCGGUCCACCUGAUCCUAUUUCCAAUUUGAGACCCAUCAUUCGAAAACGAUCCCUACAUGAAACGAUUUUACAACAAAAACUUAGAGAAAUACAGGAUAGUACUCAGGAAUGGAACCAAAAAUUUUGGAGCGAACAUAAUACUAAAUUUGUUAAGGAAAGGCAAGUUUAUAUAAAAGCUCAUAGAGUAUCACAGGAAGAAAAUCGUGCUUUAACUGCCGAUGAAAUGAGCGAAUUCUAUAAAAAAUUUCUUGAUGAAAAUUGGAAAACACAUGUUACCUAUAAUUUUCAAUGGUACAAGAAAAAUUUUGAAAUUCUUAUUUUAGCGUUUAGAGUUUAUUUGGAAACGCUAUUAAGACAUUCAUAGCAGGAUAUAAAUCCAAGCAACCAUACCAACCAGUUCCGAACUACACCAGGACAAAAUUACGUACGCUGUUACCAGAAUUGGCCUUCAAUAUAAAACUAUUCGACGGAAUCGGGAAUAACAGCAAAUCUCAACUUUAUUAUUCCGAUUAUGGCACUCUCUUAGUUUUUGAAUCUCGCUAUGAACUUUUCAUGGCUUGGAAAACGAUUUAUACACUAAAAUACACCGUUCCUGCCUACCCAUAUCUACAAAAAUCGGACGAUAUUUACGUUUUAGACAUGGUUGUAGUGGACGAUGUUCUUCCAAAUGCUUUCAUAAAAACUGCAAAAACCAAAGUGUAUUUGCCGGAAU